AUGCUUAACAAAUGCGAUGCUCUAAAAAAAGAUUCAAAAUCUCUUGAAAGUUUAGAUGUUUCUCUUCUUGAUACGAAGCGCCGUGAUCCUGUCGCGGCGGCGCAGGCGCCGAUGGGCGACAAGUUGGACUACGAUGAUUCCGAAUUUGAUGAAAAUUCAAAGGUUGCGGCAUUAUUCUCGAGUCGUCGUCAGUCAGCUCGACGAUCGACAAUACGAUCAGACUCCUCGGAUGAUACACGAUAUCAUAACAUCAAAACUUUGUUCAAGAAUUUUUGCAAUAGGACAAGUUCUCAUGGUGUUCCAUUUUUAGGUUCCCCAUCAUUUUUUGGAUGGCGGGUUUGGAUGGUCGUAUGCUUCUGCGCCGCUACUCUCUUCCUAUUCCAAACCUAUUGGACGCUCUCAGAAUACUUUCAAUAUAGGACUAUCAUAGAAAUGCAGCUUAGAUUUGAAGCAGCUCCUUUCCCUGCAGCUACCGUAUGCAAUUUGAAUGCUUUCAAAUAUAGUGAACUAAUACAAUACGAAGAAAUCAAAGAAGGGUUUGAUUACUGGGAAAGAGUGAUCAACGCACGACAGAUGAAUGAGAUGUUGAGACAGGAUGACUUAUUGAGUGUGGAUCUAAGACAGAAACGCUCCCCAUUGAACUUUCCUAUCGACGAACAUGAACUUCAGGGAGCUGUUUACCAACCAGUUUUUGUUAGAUGCACCUGUUUGAAUACCGAACAGUGCGUACCUAAUAGGAAUCCUCUAGAAGUAAACGCCUCAGUAUGUAUGUGCUUCGAAGAUGUCACUAAAGGAAUUAUCUGGCCAUGUUACCCUACCAGUGUGUGGACUGUUAAGCUAUCUCUAAUACUUGCUCUGAUCCUAACCACCACAAUGGCACUGUCCAACAGGGAUCCACGCAGCCUUGCCUAUGUCAAAGUAUCUCACAUCAUUGUAUGGUACAUCCAAAGGUGGGAUUUUUAAAC
This is a messenger RNA of Strongylus vulgaris, 965 nucleotides long. NCBI's taxonomy places the organism in Eukaryota, Metazoa, Nematoda, Chromadorea, Rhabditida, Strongylidae. The record is from the annotation of a GenBank genome assembly.